AUUAUGUACAAGCGCUAUAUAUGUCAGAGGGUCAGGCCCCAGAGAAGCUGCUCAAGAAAGGCAAUGUGAGAGACAGCCAACAAUUUCCAUCCAAACCAAGGAAUUUUUCAAAAAUUAAAUUCAUCAAAGUCUAAAAUGAGAGGCAACAAGAAGGUACCAAGGAGUAGUCACCGAAACUUAGCUGGGAUUACUAAUUAUCGAAGCGUGCCAAUGAAGCCAAGUGAUCUCUCUGUUCGUCAGCUAAAAAUGAUGGCUAUGCAACUCAUGCCUUCACAGAAGCCAGAGGCACCUAUUAAUAAGACUUUUGAUCCAAAGAGGAUCUAUCAGAACGGUAUGAGCUUCUUCAAGAAGAACAGUUGCUCUAAUAAGGCUCAGUUGCGAGAAGGCGUGCAAGCCAGUAACUCAAAAUUAAGCCAAUUGAGGUUACAGAAGAUAUCUUUACAGAAGGAAAUCUUACAGAAUAGUAUUCAUCUAGAUAAUCUGUUAAGGAAUAUCUGUAAUGAAGAAGAUCAAGAAAAUAUUCCUCCUAAUCGAUCAGCUUUAAACUUGGUUUCAACAAACAAAACUUCAACAUCACCAGAAUGAACUCUCUGCCAUUGAGAAAUCCCUUCUAUUGAGCUCUCUUCUCGAGGCCUUCGUCAAAAACCCAAGUUGUUCAAAAGGCCGGGAACCGGCCUUGACCAAGACUUGGCUGGCCUGAAGAACUCCAUCAAGCUGCUGAAGAGAGGCAUCACGAAUGCUAAAUAUAGGAUUGAGAAGGAGAAGAUUAAGACUGGGCCUCUCAAGGCGAUCAACCAGUUGAUCCUCAAGGCUAACAAGCUAGUCGAUGACCACCAGCCUGAGCCUGGUGAUUCCAGGCACCAGCCUGUGAACAUCCAGGUGAUGAAUGGAAGCCAAUCAGAGAUUGGUUUCUUUUCACCUUGUAAACAGUAUUUAGAGAUCGAAGGUGAGGACGGAGAAGCCAAGCCUCAUGGAGUAGAGAAGUAGGAGAUAAGGGAUUUUAAAGUCAGAAUUUAGAUGUCAUUGUUAUUUGGAUAAUUUCA
Molecule: messenger RNA, 1043 nt
Organism: Moneuplotes crassus
Lineage: Eukaryota; Ciliophora; Spirotrichea; Euplotida; Euplotidae
Source: the annotation of a GenBank genome assembly